This is a messenger RNA of Onychostoma macrolepis, 6352 nucleotides long. It is a transcript of the gene plekho2, whose product is annotated as pleckstrin homology domain containing, family O member 2. The coding region runs from base 492 to 2582 and encodes 696 amino acids. Gene Ontology annotation, biological process: macrophage apoptotic process. The transcript is spliced from 6 exons. Lineage: Eukaryota; Metazoa; Chordata; Actinopteri; Cypriniformes; Cyprinidae. The record is from RefSeq and is a predicted model, not a curated record.
UUCGAGGUACAGAAAAACAAUUUGGGAUGCGUGAGAUUACCCAGAAUAGAUCUAUACAAAUUCCAUUCAAAAGUCUUUUAACUGGAAAGUCAUUUUAGACCUCGCGCGCUACGUCCGUCAAAGCAUUUUUGUUAGAAAGCGAGAGUUUAGACAUGAAUUCCUGGCGUUCCGAGGCUGUCUAGAUAGGCAGCUCGCUGUGUUUUGAGACGCGGCCGUGGUGUCUCUUGGCAGCGGCAGAGGCUUUUGGGGACUUACCGGAAACCAAAGUUUUUUUUUUUUCAAGCCUCAAACUUUGUAACUGCUGAAAGUCGAAAGAGGAAAAGAGCAGCAGAGUCCCGUUACAUUUCAGCCUCGUACACAGUUCCUUGUUUUUCAUCGUCAUGUUGGAUGUGAGAAAGUUGAGACGAAGACAGAUCAACAGUUUUAACCCGAGAUAAAGUCCUGCGUCGAGCGUUUUCUUCUGCGCAUAACGGGAUCUUUGUUUUUAUAUCAUGGAAGAUGGUGUGAAAGAGGAGCCAGCCAAGCCCAAAGAGGUGACGAGCGCUGAGAAGGCCGGCUGGUUGAAGAAGUCUACAGGCAGGUUCUUGAGCAGCUACAAGGACCGAUACAUUCAGCUGGAGCGAACAGUGAUUGCGGUCUAUGAGAGUGAGGAAUUGACAACAUGCCUGGAGAAACUGGACUUGGACAACUACGACACUUGCCACGAGUUAAAGAGUCCUUUCAAGAAGAAACACAGACUGGUACUAAUACGAAGCCCCAAGUGUGGUAACAAGGUCCAAGAUGUCAAACUUCAGGCACAAACUCCUGAUGAGAAAGAGGCCUGGAUCAAGGCACUCAGUGAAGGAAUCAGUAAGGCAAAGAACAAAAUUUUUGACGAGGUAAAAGUUGAUGAAAGCUGCUCUUUAGAACAUGUUACACGGAACCGACCAAAGGGGAACCGUGGAAGAAGGCCGCCAACAAGGAUACACAUGAAGGAGGUUGCAAAUGUUUCAAGUGAUGGAAUAUUAAGACUGGACCUUGAUGGUGAAGUUAUCAUGCCGAAUGGAACUCAUGGCUUGAACCCAGAAGGGGAUAAACAAACCGAAACUUCUAAACCAUCUGUGGCGAUGAACAACAUUCCAGAGGAGGACGUCGAUGAAGAGCCCACACCCCAAAAGAAAGUUAUAAAGCCGCCCAUGCCCCCAUCAAAAGACAACAAAACCAGUGAAACUCAUAAAGAGGAUGAGCCCAAAAAUGAGGAACCUGCAGCUCAAAAGAAGACAAUGCCACCGAUGCCUCCAUCAAAGGAGUCUAAGCCUUGCAUCUCUGUUGAUGGGGCUGCUGUUGAGAAGAAUGUCUCAGAUAGUAAAGUGGAGGCUGAAGCAGAAAGCACUGACUCUUCCGAACCAACCCCUUCCACCAAGAGCAUCCAGCCCCCUACUCCUCCUUCCAAAAAUAUAAAGCCUACCCAACCGGUAACACCAGCCACAGUCACAAUCGAGGAAAAAGAGAAGAAUAUAGAGGUUGAUGUUGACGGUGAAGGUACCAAGGGAGAUGGAGCUUCAAAUGAGAUAGAAGAUGUGGAUAAGUUAGAGGAAGUAGAGACCUUUGUUCUGUCCACAAAGGUCAUGAAACCACAAGUAGUGAUGUGGGAUUCACCUACUGUACCAUCAAAAGAACCUAGAGCUGAACAAGAAAUUCAAAACUCAAAGAAAGCCUCUGAUACCACUAGAGAAGUUGCAACCUCACUAGAACCUCCACAACUUAAUCUAACUCCACUUUCAACUCCUGAAUUUGUAAAAAAGAGCCCUGGGCCCCCUGCUCCACCCAAGAAGAAGCCAAUCAAGGCACCUGCCAAAAAAGAGGACACUCCUGCACAAAGUGACCCAAUGGUCGUUACCCACUCCACCACUUCGUCUUCAGAAACAGUUGACAUCAAAUUGACGAUUCCCGAACCCAAAACUGAGCCAGCUGGUGAUGUGUCAAGUGAAGAUUUGGAGGAGAAGUCUUUAGACAGUGGCCAGCACUCAGGAGAGGAGUCUGAGACCGGUGACCAAGUUACACCAUCCUCCGCAAAGCUCAAAGGAAGCUCCCAGGGACUAGAUUUGGAGACCAGCGAGGACGAUUUAGAACCAUCUGACAGCAAAGCUGAGAGUUUGGAGGAGCCAUCGAUAGAAACCCCAUCCACCACCCCAAAGACCUCAGAUCUCAAUGCACAUCCAACCACAAGCCAGUGUGCCAACAUGUCCCUGCACCUCACCAUGCCUCUCAAGCUUUCUUCCAAGGCCCGCUCCGCAUCCCUAGGCAACCUCCUUGUGGAGAAUGCGGAGGAGAUGGAAAGCAAUGGAAAAAAAAUACCAAUUAACCCAGAUGGAAGUGACGUAAAGGACUUGCAAAGCAAAGUGUCUUCUGAGAUCAAAGAGACUGGAGAGCUGCUGAACGCAAUUGCGACUGCACAGAGUGGUGAGACGGAAACGAAGGGGGACACGAGUCCAGAGAUCUUGCUCUCUGCAGCAAUGGAGAAGCUCAGGAAAGCUGACCAGUUCUUGAAGGAAGCCACAAAUCUAAAAGAUCUUAAUAAAAGAAACAGAUUAAGUUUGUAAUGGUAAGUGUUGGUGGAAGGAACCUGUAGGGAUGAUCUAUGCUGAAAAUGCAGUUUCACAGUAUGCAAAUGAUCAAAUGCAAUUCUUAUCCCCAACCAUUUUCAAAUCUCUGAGCAACUUUUUAAACCUCGCAAGGCUAAGAUGCCUUAAAGCCCGGGUAUACUUCUCUUUCCACGUUCUACUUCGUCUUGUGCUCAGCCGUGUCCACACAGCUUUCAAAGUAUACUCAACCGCGGAUGAGGGUGGAUGGAUGAAUUGUAUCACCUAGUGAACUCGUUCUGUCUCAACUUUUACAUGCCUGUGCUGUUGUACGUGGACACAAAAAUUGGACUGCACGCAAACAGUGUGCACAGAUGUCCGCGGAAAUGUCUGAUGACUACAAUUGCGUCACGUGGACAGUCUGCAGACCGUUGCAGAACAUGGAUGGCCAAAGUAUACUUUAGGCUUAAAAGUUUUGCUGAUGUAGCUGUAUAGCCUCUGCUGCAGGGUUCCUCAAAUCUGGUCCUGGGGGGCCACUGCCUUGCAGAGUUUAGCUCAAACCCUGAUCAAACUCAAUUACCUGUGAUUUUCUAGGGAUCCUGAAGACCUUGAUGAGCUUGCUCAGGUGUGUUUAAUUGACCCUUGACAGGCAAUCUGACCAGUCAUAAUGGCGAAUCUGCGAUUUUUGUCCGACAAACAAACCAGUCAGGAGAGUAGAUAAAUGUCGGUGGAAUUGAAUUUAAAAAUUGUGUGUACUGACGUCUUUACACGGUUGAAACAAGAUACCUUCUGAUGUUCAUUCAUGUUUAUUUCUAGCGAUAACUAGUAAAGAGGAAGAGUUGUCUGUUGGCGUGUUGUCAGUUUCCUCUUUGCUCCGUAAUGUAUUUUUCACUGCGUGAGAACACAAUGUGUGGCAUGAGAGCGGCAUGGCUUGUCAGAUGUAGCAACAGUAACGAAGGGGGCCGGGUCCUUGCGAAGGGUCAAUUAGGGUUGUACGAGAACUUCCUUACAGUUUUGGUAAUGUAGCCUCUAGGGUUGCCGCCCAGUCCUGUUCCUGGAAAUCUACCUACCUGCAGAGUUUAGUUCCAGCCCUGCUUUCAUACACCUGUCUGUAAUUAUCAAGUGCUCCUGAAGGUCUUAUUUAGGUGGUUCAGGUGUGUUUGAUCAAGGUUGGAGCUAAACUCUGCAAGAAAGUGGACCUUGAGGGCCAGAAUUGAGGACCCCUGCUCUAGAUGAUGACACUGCAGGCCUGCGUGUUGAUGGUAGGAAGACAGACCAUUUUCUCUCCAAAUUGAGAUAAAUUUGGACAUUUAUUUUGUGGAGAAACAUGCAAAAUUUGCUAGCCAGUUAAUAUACCUGCUGUUAUGUCACGUAAUGUGAUUUUAGCUUGCUUCCGAUCUCACAUUACGCUCGCUUACUGUGUUUCUUAUUCCAUACAUUUAGUUAUAUUUGCCACUUUGUUAGUUGGAUUUAAACCCCCAUAAAUUACAUCUGCACAUAACCACUUUUUGGAUAAAUUAGCGUUUUACACUUUUAACACAUUUGUUGAAGGGGGAUAUGUUGAAAUUUGCACUGCUUUUAAAAGUUGUGUUUGUAUGUUUUAAACAGAAGUCCCAAUUUCCCACCAAUUUUUCGAAGCCAUUUUGCCAACUUCGGCCAAACUGAAUUAGACCACCAGCCCCUUCAACCACACAACCUCUCUUCAAAACUCUGGCCCUUCAAAGCCAUCUCAGCCAACCUGAAUAUGCAAGAUAAUUCACAGGGAGAUUUUUCUGUUUGGCUCCCGUUCAAUAUCUUUGAGACACCUUUUUCAGUAAUGUCUGUCAGGUAAAAUAAAAAAAGAAAUAAAAUUACAGCACCUUAAUCUUAUAAUCUAUACAGGUUAAUAAUCAGUUUAAAACUAAAUAUGUAGCAUAUGCAUAGCAUUGCUAUAUAUUUCCUGAUCCAUGUCCGUUGUAUAAAGUACAAUAAAGGUCCUUGCACACGGAGUCCGAAAUUUUAUAUGCGUUUUUUCGUGUUUUUUCAUAUACGUCAUCCUUUCCUAUCAAAAUUAUUGCUACGGAUGCAAAAACGCAGAAAAUCAAACCUGUAGCUUUCCUGUAGCUCAAAUAGUAGAGCAUGGCGCUAGCAACGCCAAGAUCAUGGGUUCGAUUCCCAGGGAAAGCAAGAGCAGAUAAAAUGUAAAAACUGUAACUUGAAUGCAAUGCAAGUCGCUUUGGAUAAAAGCGUCUGCUAAAUGCAUAAAUGUAAAUGUAAUCCGAAAUUUUUAUGACAGACGAAAGUUUCGGAGAAAGUGUGUAAACGUGAUUGACACAAUGUGUGGUCGUAUUCAUUUUUUAACAUUGCGAAAAUUUCGGACAAGGAUUUUGGACUCUGAGUGCAAUGACCUUUAGUCUUUAGUUUUGUGCUAGCAUUCAGGUCUGAAUAAUUAAUGACUACCUAAUCUAAAAAUAUCCACAAUUUAGAUUUUCAUAAAUACACUACCGUUUAAACAUUUGGGAUUAGUAAGACUUUUUAAAUGUUUUUGAAAGAAGUCUCUUAUGCUCACCAAGGCUGCAUUUAUUGGAUCAAAAAUACAGUAGAAACAGUAAUACUGUGAAAUUGUAUUACAAUUAAAAAUAACUUUUCUGUUUGAAUAUAUUUAAAAGUUGGAUUCAUUCCUAUUAUUUGAUAUUAUCAAAUCAAUGUUGGAAACAGUGCAGCUUAAUAUUUUUUUAAUAUUUUUGUUCAGUAUUCUUUGAUGAAUAGAAAAUUUAAAAGAACUUUGAAAUAUAAAUGUCUUUACUGUCACUUUUGAUUAAUUUAAUGCAUCCUUGCUGAAUGUAAGUAUUAAUUUCUUUAAAAAAAAAAAACCUUUCUGACUCGAAACUUUUGAACGGUAGUUACAGCUUAAAGUUUUAACAGAGUUGAAGCUACUUCACCCAGUUGCCUUCAUUUUCUGCCAGCCUCGUCUGAAAGUGUUUGCACAUGGUAACACUGCAAAGAGCCACAUAAUCAUGCAAAGAGUAGUUAAUAGUUUGUUCUUUGUCAUACUGAUGCGGUGGGCACAGUGGUUUCCCUGUUCACACAGUCUAUUAAUAAUCUACAGAUACUAGUUUCAUGCUGCACUUCACCUUUAGGUUCCUUACGCAGAGAGAACUGGUUAGCGAAGGCUAUUAUGGGUAACGGUUAAUGAGUCUGCAAAACCAACUGUGUAGAAGAUGGUAACAUCAAGGUAGUUUUACUUCAACGUAUUCUAGACCUAACAGAAUCAAGAAAAUUCCCAUGAUGAAAAGUGUUUUUUUAUGGUACCAUUUUGUAAGAUAUGAUCUUACAUGUAAAUAGUCCUUGAUAUAAAGUACAUAGUCUUUGAUAAUGAGAUUCAUUUUAGCUCUUUGUCCUUUGCGCAGUACAUUUAGUGUUUAAUUUGCUAAUAUCCCUCUGAAGUUUCGAUUUGUAUCAUUUAUCUCAUAUUUUUAUAAAAACCAUAGCUCAGUGAAUAUUUGAACAUUAUGUUGUAAAUAACACGGCCACCAGGGAAAUGCUUAAUAUUUAAGUUAUUAAUGUUCUGACACAUUCAUCUGUAUUGUCUGUCUAAAACAAAGCUAAAGAACAAAUUUAGAAAUACUGUUUACUGUUAAAUGUUUACUGUUGAAGUUUGAAGAGGCUAAUGAUUUUAUUAUAGAGUCUGUUAAUUGCAUUUACUAACUGGACUAAUUUUUUCAAUCUAAAUGCAUAUUAAAUGUGCAAAAAUGGGAAAUAAUUGCUUUGCAAAGCAUGUCUUAAUAAAGACAAAGUGUCUUUAAUAUUCA